Aspergillus homomorphus CBS 101889 is the source of this 2859-nucleotide messenger RNA. RefSeq names its product pentatricopeptide repeat protein. The coding region runs from base 258 to 2714 and encodes 818 amino acids. Gene Ontology annotation, molecular function: protein binding. The record is from RefSeq and is a predicted model, not a curated record. The transcript has a single exon. NCBI's taxonomy places the organism in Eukaryota, Fungi, Ascomycota, Eurotiomycetes, Eurotiales, Aspergillaceae.
CCAAGUUCCUGAUCCUGAAUAAACUGCAGGUGCUAUAUCAUCUAUUUUGUUUCUUGGAACGGAAAUCCCUCUCCUCUCCUCUCCUCUCCUCUCCCUCUUCCCCUCCUCUCUCCUCUCUUCUUUCCUACACCUCGAUUAUCUGCCCGCCCUCCCCUGUCGCAAUCCAUACACCCGCCGUCUGAAUAUCCCAGAAUUCCUUGCUCGAGACUUCCUCGGGACAUGCAUGGCUAAUCCAAUGCCACGAUGUCUGUCAUCUCAUGCCUCCUUCCACUAGGUCCCCGAACUCGCCCGAUCUGCGGCCUCUCUCGCAGCGAUUGGAUACGUGCAAGUCCCCCCAUUACCACCCUUCCAUGUCGAAUCCCGACUCGUUCUCCUACAAUGCCUCCGUUAGACGGCUUACUUGCAGACGUCCGCGCCCCAAUGCAGCGUCUAUAGCCGACGUGUUCGUCGGUUCCUUGGUGAUGGCCGGUUACUGCCGCGAGCACUCGCCUCGUAGCAGAACAUUCUCGACAGUGCCUUCCAACUCGACCGGAGGUAAAGUGGUCAGCUGGCAGGACCGGCGUUCGAGACAGACCAAGAGAAUGCCCUCGACGCGCCAUCUUGAUCGUUUGGGCUCAUCUGCCGAAUGUUUGCCUCGCCCAAGAACACAACGGAUGUUCAACUCGGGCGUCGCAUUGAGGAUGAAGGAAGACAACGAAGAGGGCUAUGCUUGGGUGAAUGGCCCAUUGGAGAGCUCUGGCUCGCGAACACUCAGACCAACUUUUACCGGGUACCGGAACUUUGCUGCGCACGGGGAGUUCAGUGGAGUGUCACGGGAAGAACACGAAAUCAAGUCUGCCGCAGACAAAACAUCAGAAGAGAACUUGGCAGAACAGCCUGCGCACAGCGACUUAAUUGAGAAUAAAACUUUGGGCCAGUUACGGGACCAAAAAAGAGAGCCAAAAAAGUAUGGCUACCGAGGGAAGACCUCACCUGCAAAGGCAUUAUAUAACUCUGUCUCACGGUUCUAUAAAACAUUGUUCGACGAAUCACUCGAUUGGGAGCAAGCAGCAGAAAUGGCCAUGCGAGAUCGAACUAUGGUGAACUCGUCCCCCGUGCGACCUUUGCCGACCAAUGCAGCUACCUCGCGCGAUGCCGUGGAGUACGAUACUGUGACGAGACUGCGGGAUGCUUUGUGGGAUGAGGGAAAAUCAAACCAAUAUGUCUUUAGACUCUACAGAGAUCUCCCUUCACCGGGAGUCGCCUACCUCUCGAAAGCUUGCCGAGGUGCUCUGCUACGCCGAUUCGCAACCCCUGAGAACCGUCGCUGGGUCGAAGCGCGACGAUUCAUUGCGCUGCUGGAUGACAUGGUUGAUGCCAAGCUCUCCGUGUCUCGCGCUUUAUGGACGUCCGCUAUACAUCUUGCAGGUCGGGCAUCAGGCCGAGUAUUUAAGCGAGACCUAGCAAGGUCUAUCGGUCUUUGGCAGAAAAUGGAGCACUGGGGUGGAGUCAAAGCAGACGGUGUUGUAUUUACCAUCCUCUUUGACAUAGCCAUCAAAGCCAGUCAGUUCACCGUCGCUGAUCAAUUAAUCGCGGAAAUGGAAGAGCGAGGUCUCCAAUUCGGACGCACCGGCAAAGUGUCCAAUAUUUAUCGUUAUGGCCAACAACAAAAUGUCAAUGGCAUCCGGCAAGCGUUCAAUGACUUCAUAUCAAGCGGCGAGAUUGUGGAUACUGCCGUCUUGAACUGUCUAAUGGCCUCGUUUAUCAGUGCAGGGGAUGUGGAAGCUGCCGAGGCCAUCUAUGCGCAGAUGCUGAAGAACCAGGCUGCGGCCCCCAAUACCCGCGCGAUUCGUGGCAAUUUGACCACCAGCUUCGUACGCUACCGGACAAGAUCUAGAAAACUGAAUCGCCUCCUAGAGGUCUCUGCGCCUCUCAAAGAUCAUCUGCCGGAUCACUAUCGCACUCUCCAGGAAGCGUUCGCUCUCACUCCAGACACGCGGACAUUCCGCAUUCUUCUGUCCUUGUACGCCCAUAAGAUAGGCGACAUCGAAGCCUUGAUGUCUAUCAUCUCAGACAUGGAGAAGCUUUUCCCGGUGCCACCGCGCGGGUUAAUCUACAUAUUUCUUUUCGAGGGAUUUGCCCUUCACGGGCGGCGACGAGAGGGCUGGACUGCAGACAAGUUGCGAGUUGCAUGGAGGACGUACUUGCGAGCUCUGUACGAAUCCAAAGCGCGAGUCGAACAAGAAUACAAUCCUCGACUAGGAAAGAAACCCCCCACAUGGGAGAAUCCUUUGCAUGGAUCGUACGUUCCACUCGCACAGCCCUUGGUCCGACACGCGUCAACUGGUUUGUACACCCGGCUACCACUGCAAGAAACGCCCAACGAUGCGCAAGGGCCCGCCACUCAAGAGGGCAUACACGUGGAGACCGGGGGUGUUGUCGCACCUGGCGAGGUAUCCAGCAAGCGAACACGCGACGAGCCCCUCGAUACCGAUGCGUCGGACGAGCAGCUCGAGCGUCAUAUCGAGAACGGGGUAUUCCUUGGUCGUCGCAUGAUCGUGGUCAUCCUCCGCGCGUUCGGGCGUUGCUGUGGACCCCAGGAGGUUAUGGAAGCAUGGCUUCAUAUGGAACGCCUCUGGCAACCCGGGAAGCGCAGGGCGCAGGACGUCAUAGCUAUUAAGGAGGAACUGGAGAAGCAGAUGAAGAGGGUCCGGUGGAAUCAUAGCGUUCCGUGAUCAUCUUUCGGUGUGGCCAAUUUGGGUGCGUGUAAAUUAUAUAGACCUGAUAUAGAUAGAUAUACCCUCAGGCGGAGACUGAUGGCGAACAUAGCGAUGGAUUUCAACAUUGUGUGUUCCUGUUCUGUACAGCAUUUCUACGAAU